AUGGCGCUGUCUGACGCAGAUGUUGCUUCUUCCUUGGCCGAACCAGACCCUAGUACAAAGGACUUUAUCUUUCAGCAGACUAUGCUGCGAGUAAAGGAUCCUAAGGCGUCACUGGAUUUCUACACCCGUGUAAUGGGCAUGAGGUAAGCUUAUGUAAAAUGACAAAAUAUAUAAGCUUAAGUCUUAUAUAAAGGCAGUCUUGCCCACAUAAUGGGCAAUAGGGUUUUGAAUUAUGCAUGAGGGAGAAAUUUUGGUUUAGGUGCAAUUUGGAGAGGGUGAUACCACUUACAUUAUGCAGCAAGCUCUCCACACAUCACCAUUAAUUUAAAAAUUUAUGGUUGGUAGGGGUGGGGAGGGGGUGUGUCAUCAAGUCAGCUGAAUGGGGUGUACAACAGUUUUUCAGAAGGUGAAAAGUUCAAAUCUUAUUACAGUAAGACUUCUGUAACCAGGGCCACUGAGACAAAGUUGAAUAAUUGGAUCACAGGAAAAUAACAUUAAAUUCCAAGAAAGUUGGUCAUGGGCCAAUCAGCCGCUCAUAUAAAAAAAAAACAAUUUACUCGAAGCACAAAAUUUAAAUAUUGACAGCAAACAUUUCUCAAGAAAGGAAAAUGUUUCACCAAAAAAAUGUUUUUCUAUUCGAAACUUUACAUAUAACACCCAGGAGAUAUAUUUGUUUGACACAAGUUGUUAUUUUGUCAUCUACCAGCAAUUUCGUCGCUACCAGCUGCGCUUUCAUCAUGACCUCAAGUCAAAAAUUAACUAAUAUUUAUGUUUUUUGUCUGCGUCAUCCACUCUAUCUGACCUCUCAGGUAACAUGGUUUUUUUUCAGAGGGUUCAAAAGGUCACAUCAGUAGGUUGUAAUUGGUUGAUUUUGAUCCAUGUUGGGUCAACUGGAUUAUGAUUGACAACUAACUUUCUCAGAAUGUAUUGUUAUUUUCCUGUAAUCUGAUUGGUAAACUUUGUCUAGGUGGCCCCAGUUAUAGUAGUCGCACUGUAAGUAAGCAUUGUAAGUAAGCAAUAAAAGUGAAUCAGGUCCAUCACUAAGGGUCAGGAGCUGGAAAUUUCUGCUUACUAUGAGCGCUACCCCCAGAUACUUUAAUAGAGAUGAAACAAAAGGAAAAUAGAACAUAAAUCACUUUUUAGCUGUUCAAUUUCCUGCCUACUAAUUGCAUCCCUACCAAGCUGCUUUAAAUCUACCAGAUUGACAGCUCUGCUUGAUGGUUGAUGCCAGUCAUUUAACCCAUUCGCUCCUGGAGAUUUUGCCGAAAAACGCGUUUUCAAGCUAGUUGAGUGGUUUUCUGGUCACUGUCGUGCUAUAAAGAGCUAAAACUUACCACAAACCGGUUUACAGGUCGUACACUUCGCGGCCUUCUGAUCCAGAUGCAAAAUAUCAGCUUGUGAAGUUCGGGCAUGCGCAGAAAGCAAAAUUUCGAGAUAGUUUUUGGGUUUAAAAGUGACACAGCAGUCUUGACUUUUAUUUCCGCUUUCUCUCCUCCCUUCUUUUUUCACUUUUCUUGCCUCAUUUUUUUUUUCUCUUGCUGGGCAUUUAGUAGGCUUCAUUUUUGUGGGAAGAGUUUUUAGGAAAGCUUUUAGGAUCUUAGGAUUAGGUGAAAGGAAAGGUAGGUGGGCAAUGGAACAAGAUUUUCAUGGAGAUUUUCAGGUCAAUGUCACGUGGUUUUUUGCUUCUUUCUCCGGGGCAGGGCCUCAUGAUUUUUCACAAGAUGAGUCCUAGGACUCAACAUAACUAUUUGUAACAAAAUCACUGAAUAAAUCGCAGCUAUAUUUUGCUUUUUUUAUGUACUUAGGCUUCUUAAAAAGUUACAUUUCCAUGAGAUGAAAUUUUCCCUUUAUUUUCUGGGAUUUGUGGAUGCAGCUAGUAUUCCAAGUGAUGAAGAUGAACGAACCAAAUGGCUUUGUGCCCAGAAAGCAACUUUGGAACUAACUCAGUAAGCUGUGUCAACCUUCUUAUUAACUUACAUUGCAUAGAAGUGAGUAAAAUGGGCUUUAAAUUCAUUGUUUCUUAAUAAAUCGGUAAUACACCUAUAAGGCUGUAUCCCAUUUGGGUGGGGUCACUUCCUUAUUUAGCCUGCACCUGGGCAAGCCACAGGACUGGGUAUAGGAUUUGUCCUGUCAGUCCUGUCACUGAUUUUCUGCCAGUGUUAGGUUUUGUCCUUUGUCAUAAACAGGGAGCUAUUCAGAACAGAUGUCAUUGACGUAUACAGGGUGUUUAAUGUAGGAUGAGCAGUAUCCCAAUGCCCAAAUUUGGAUCAAGUACCCUCUCUACCCCUGGAAAAGUUCCUAAAUUGAAAUUGUUCUGCUUUUAAUCCUGACAGCAACUGGGGGAGUGAAAGUGAUGACGCAGUCAAAUACCAUGAUGGAAAUUCUGAACCAAAAGGAUUUGGUGAGAAAAUACUCAGCAGUAGUCCCUUCAAUCAUUCUUUUAAUAACAAUACCAUACAUCAAUAUUACGAACAAUCAGAUAUGAUUUCAGGUUAAUUUUGAUUUAACCUAAUUGUAGGUUUAAAAUUUUAACCUGAAAUCAAAUUUGACUAGUAACAUAAACACCUUCAUGUAUGAAAGGCAUCUAAAUGAUGUCCACCAGUUAUCAUCACUGUCUUAUUAUUCUUGUCUGUCCAGGGCAUAUCGGUUUUGUUGUACCAGAUGUGGACAAGGCAUGUGAACGGUUUGAGAAGAUGGAAGUAAAGUUUGUAAAGAAACCUAAUAAUGGUAACCAUGAUUUUCUUGAGAUUUUCCUUUACCAGCAGCCCAUGUAUGCCUAUAAUUUACUUAAUAUGUAUGUAAUUUGCAGUCAAAUAACGUUGCACUCGCUGUUUUUCUUCUCACUGGUUAAGAUCUUUCAAGUACAGUUCAUAUUGUGGAAAGCAGCACAGUGUAGAGAUUAGUCACUGUCUAAUCUGCUAGCAGAUAGGUGAAUGAUCUGUAAGGUGCAAUGUAUGUUUUCUAUGAGAGAAUGAUAAUUAUGUUUCUUGUAUUAGCAAACUUGUUGUUUGUGUCUUUAAGGCAAUGUAUUACAGUUAUUAGGUUUGGUUUUUAUGACAUCCAAAAUAAUCAAGGUCUUGGUAAAAGAACAGCUGAGGCAUAACCUAUUCCAGACAUCACAAUAGUAAUUUAUAUUGCUUAAUAAAGUAACAAAAUUUGGUUUUAUCCAAGCAAAAUUCUGAUAAAGGUUUAGGUUUUGUAGGUUGUUUACUAGAUUUUUCACAGUCCCCUAUUUUUCCGUAAGAUUGUCGAGAUUGAGCGCUUUGCGUUACAGGCUGCCAUCUUGCAUGAGUGUCAAAACUACUUAGGGGGCGGGGGUGGAUGGGAGGAAGCGAGAAAAGUAUUUUUCACGCCCCAUCCCCCUAGAGCUAUAAUCCCCGAUGCCCGCUCCCUCGGUACAUUUGAAAAUCAAGGUGGCCACUAUUAAUCGAUGAUCUCGCUGAAAAAUAGACUGUGAACAGUCUAGUUGUUUACUUACACGGUUGCUUUAUGGAUAAUGUAAAAUUUUAAUGUUACUUUUGUCCUGGUUACAGGUAAAAUCAAAGGCAUAGCAUUUGUUCAAGAUCCUGAUGGCUACUGGAUUGAACUUCUUAAUGGGGAAAACCUGCUGAAGGCUUCUAAAGAAUGGUGUUCAUAA
This is a messenger RNA of Porites evermanni, 3637 nucleotides long. The record is from the annotation of a GenBank genome assembly. NCBI's taxonomy places the organism in Eukaryota, Metazoa, Cnidaria, Anthozoa, Scleractinia, Poritidae.